AUGUUCUUCCUCAAGAAUAUGGAGCGCAGGGUCACCCUGCACCCUUCGUACUUUGGGCGCAACAUGCACGACUUGGUCACGAGCAAGCUAUUGAAGGAUGUCGAGGGCACCUUCGCCGGAAGCUACUACGUCAUCUCUAUCAUGGACACGUUUGAUAUCUCCGAGGGAAAGAUUCUGCCUGGUAGUGGGCUCGCCGAGUUCAACGUCGGGUACCGUGCGGUCGUGUGGAGGCCCUUCAAGGGCGAGACGGUUGAUGCCGUCGUCUACUCCGUCAACCAUCAGGGCUUCUUUGCCCAGGCUGGUCCUCUCCGACUCUUUGUGUCUGCUCACUUGAUUCCUUCGGAAAUCAAGUGGGAUCCCAACGCGACGCCGCCACAGUUCACGGACAACGAUGACACCAUCAUCGAGCCCGGAACGCAUGUGCGCGUCAAGGUUAUCGGCACUCGUGCCGAGGUCAGCGAGAUGUGGGCCAUUGGUAGCAUCAAGGAGGAUUACCUUGGGUAUGCCGUCUUCCUAUCCUUCGUUGCCGUGUGA
This is a messenger RNA of Verticillium alfalfae VaMs.102, 534 nucleotides long. Its product is annotated as DNA-directed RNA polymerase II subunit RPB7. Gene Ontology annotation, biological process: DNA-templated transcription; transcription initiation at RNA polymerase II promoter; positive regulation of translational initiation. Bases 1 to 534 code for a protein of 177 amino acids. Gene Ontology annotation, cellular component: P-body; RNA polymerase II, core complex. Lineage: Eukaryota; Fungi; Ascomycota; Sordariomycetes; Glomerellales; Plectosphaerellaceae. The record is from RefSeq and is a predicted model, not a curated record. Gene Ontology annotation, molecular function: single-stranded RNA binding; translation initiation factor binding; single-stranded DNA binding. The transcript is spliced from 3 exons.